Prunus armeniaca (apricot) is the source of this 348-nucleotide messenger RNA. NCBI's taxonomy places the organism in Eukaryota, Viridiplantae, Streptophyta, Magnoliopsida, Rosales, Rosaceae. The record is from the annotation of a GenBank genome assembly.
AUGGAAGGCUUAAUUCCAUUUCUUUUUCAUGCCCUGAAGAAGCAAAGGCCACAACACAGGUACAGGUCCUUUUCUCAGAGCAACUCCUCCAACCGCAGCUACCAUCUCCUUAUGAGUGGCCAGGAUUCAUUAGAGGGCUCCUCUCAUCGCCGGACACGAUCCGAAUUUCAGCCUCCUGUUAGUACUGCUGGCUUCUUUGAGCAGCGGCCCGCGAAUGAAUUUCUUCAUUCGCGGGGCCUCAAGGAAGAAGGCGGUGUUUCUGCUGCUCCUUCAGUGCUCAUUGGAUCAUCAAAGAUGGGUUCCUAUCCUUACCAGGUCUCUAAUGCGGGUAUGGCUAAAAGGAAAUGA